AUGGAAGCCGUAGGCGCCAACUUGAAGCGUUUAUCCUUGACGACAGCAGAUCCCCAGACAACCGAGAAUCAGCUAUAUGCCUGGGCGAUGGGCGAACAGAACGACCUCACCCGCUAUACACCUCGACUCGAAGAGCUCAGAUUAUCUAAGAUGGACUUCUCAGACACAUUUGAGCAGCUAUCUCGGAUCAUCGACUUCCAUCGAUUGAUUCGCCUCGAACUCCUGGUAGAGAGCUGCGGCCUUCACCUUUUCAUAAAGGAUCUGGCCAACAGCAUAUAUACUGGCAGUAGAGAGGUGAACAGGCUCCAGUUGAAGCAUAUCGCCGUCGAGUUUGUGCCCGAUCUUGAUGAGCGUGAGGCAAUCGACCUCAGGGAUGCUAUGGAACUCAUCAUCACCGCUUGCGGCCCAAUCGAGAGCUUUCAUAUGCGUUACCCAGAAGCCAACCCCCUCAAGAUCACCCUACUGGAUUUCUUGCAGGCGCUCAGUCUCUCCAAUCACAACUUACAGAGCUUGAGCAUCUAUUGCGAUGAGUUCGAGACGCUCCAAUGGGAUGGAGUGGCAUCGGAUCUAUUACAGUGGGUUUCUGUAAGCUCCUUGAGUAAGGUGAAACAGCUCGCUGUGUACUGUGGCGAGUCAGCGAUGCUUGGUGGAGACAUGACAAACAAGUAUACUACACUGUUGCAAUCUUUGAGGAGGUUUCCACAGCUGCGCCUGCUACACCUCCACGUACCGGAUUGCGACCGGCUGGGAAGAAGCGAACACAAUUCCAACGCUGAGUGGGAUUCCUCGAUAUUGUCUAUGCAGCUGCAAACUUUCGCCAACCAGCUCUUCGGAGAUUUGCAUGGAGCGGGCGCGAAGCUAGAUGCUUUGGUCAUUGGACAUUUGGCGACAGUCGAGGCGAUAAUUACCGAUGCGGACUUUGUGAUUCCGCUUCCACAGCAGUGUUUCGUCAAGGGCGAGCAAAGAGACAUCCUCGGCCGUACUGUCGCUGUCGGCGUACCUGUCACGAGAAUGAUGUUGCAUGCAACUCAGCCGUAUACGGACAUCCUGGAUAUCGACCAUCCCAGAACACAUGAUGCGUAUGACGCGUGGGCAGGUAAGGCAAUGUGA
Molecule: messenger RNA, 1110 nt
Organism: Alternaria arborescens
Lineage: Eukaryota; Fungi; Ascomycota; Dothideomycetes; Pleosporales; Pleosporaceae
Exons: 2
Coding region: 1-1110 (369 amino acids)
Source: RefSeq, a predicted model, not a curated record